Molecule: messenger RNA, 1678 nt
Organism: Dendronephthya gigantea
Lineage: Eukaryota; Metazoa; Cnidaria; Anthozoa; Malacalcyonacea; Nephtheidae
Exons: 7
Coding region: 108-1373 (421 amino acids)
Molecular function (GO): carbohydrate binding
Source: RefSeq, a predicted model, not a curated record
AAACGACCACAAGCUGUGAAGACGGGAAGAAUAAACGUUUUAAUUUUGGUUCAGUGACAUGUUAUGGAAAAACAACAGAGAAUGUCACUUGUCCUAAAGAUCAGUUCAUGGUGGUCAAGACUGCAUCUUACCGUGGAUUGUCUGACUCAAAGACAUGUGGUUUGAGUGAUGAUUAUAGUUGUACAGUUGAUGUAACAUGUCUUGUUAAGAAACAAUGUGAUGGUCAACAUGAGUGUAAAAUAACUGUGGAUGAAACCUUGUUCUCUGAUGAUCUGUGUCUUGGAUGGAGAAAAUAUCUUUACUUUGAAUAUCAAUGUGAUUACACUGUCAGGUCUUUUACGAAGCCGUGUGAACAACCAGAGGUGACCACAACUCGAACAUCCACAACAUUAACUUUCACAUUGCAGAUUCCUCCUGGAAAUUUUUCAUAUUUUUACGUGGUAGCCCUGAAAUUUAAGGACGAAGAUCAAGAACGACGAUCAACUGAUAGUUAUGACAACAAUGAACUAGUGACGUACGCUGAGGCAAGAAGAUCACCUGACCAUAAACCUUAUAUUGCUGCUGUAUUUUCAUCCAGCAGUGUUGUUGAAAACAAAUUCAUACUUGGUGAUGGUAGGAAUAGAAGUGAUGCAACAUUAGGAAGUUCAACUACCUCUAGUAAUUAUUACAAUGGUCCGUUGGAACCUGGUACUAGUUAUAGGAUCUUUCAAAGGAUUAUUCUGAAUAAAAAGGACGAUGUUUACUCCACAGACUGGAGUCUUGCUUUAAAAACAAAUGAAUACGCAGGCGGUCCUCGUGAGUUAACCAACAUGUCCAGUGGUGACGUAAUGGCAAAGGAAGGUGAUCUUGUCAACUUGUUGUGUUCUGCUCAAGGUGAACCACCGAUUACUCUCAGUUGGGAAAAAGAUCAGAAGCCACUGAAAAGUUUUGUGGAGAAAGACGUGCCUUAUCGUAGUUCUCUGCUCGUUGCAUCAAUGAAAGACCAAUCAAGUUUUGGAAAAUACAUUUGUCAUAUCAAAGAUCGAUUUCAAAGCACUGCCACUUAUACAAUUUCAGUCGAAAAAUUAAAAGAAACAGGAAAUUAUGUUGCUGGAAUUAUAGUGUUAUCAAUCCUGCUUUUCAUUUCACUUUUAAUCAUUGCUUUUCUGAUUUAUUGUAAUCGCGCCAAAUCAUUAAACUCUGAGACAAACGUGGAGAAGAAACCAACCAACGACGAAAACGUAAUCGAUGAUCCAGGGAAUUAUGAUGAGAUAAAUGAUGAGCAGGCGACUUACACUUCUCUCAAGUGGACUGGGAAGGAAGAAAAUGACGAUGCUCAAUACACUCAUCUAAAUGAAGUACCCAUGAGUACUAUCAAUGUAAAAACUGAAUGAAGGGGAAACUGGAAGCUCUCAGGACUCUGAGCUCCCAGGUUUUCAAUUAUACGCUAUGUGUUUUUGAGUUUAGAAACUAGAAAUAAAAUACAGUUAGUGUUCUUAGCUUUCAACUCCUACUCGUAGGGAGUGGUGGUAAUUGAAAGAACUCUGCGACAAUGGUUGCUAAAGUUCUAACAGCUUAAAUAACUUUUAAAGAUAAACAGUUUAACACCGAGAAAAUUUCUUUUAAUUUGAAUAUCUGUAAUUGUACAGACCUAUACAUUUUUAUACAGUCGACAGGAUAUAAUAAACUGAGUGGUAAC